UAGCAUUGAAGCUAACAGCCGGAGACAGUAAUGGCGGCGUCGGUGUUGCUGGCGGACAACACCGGACUCAACUUCACGGUUGGAGGCGGAAGCACCGGGAAUGUUUUAGUUGGGAGUAAUAACGGCGUGGGAGCGGCGGGCCCGGUGCCCUGGAACCGCUCAGUGGACCGGGCUCUGGAGGAAGCCUCGGCCACCGGGAGCCUGAACCUCAGCGGCCGGAAGCUGAAGGAGUUCCCGCGGAGCGCUGCUAACCACGACCUGUCCGACUGCACCAGGGCCGACCUGUCUCGUAACCGUCUCUCGGAGCUUCCUCUGGAGGUGUGUGUCUUCGUGUCUCUGGAGAGUCUCAACCUGUAUCAGAACUGUCUCAGGUCUCUGCCGGACAGUCUGCUCAACCUGCAGGCCCUCACCUACCUGAACCUCAGUCGGAACCAGCUGGCCGUCCUCCCCGUGGUCGUCUGCAGUUUGCCUCUGAAGGUUCUGAUCGCUUGUAACAACAAACUGGUUUCUCUGCCCGAGGAGCUGGGACAGCUGAGACACCUGACUGAACUGGAUGUGAGCUGUAAUGAGAUCCAGACUCUGCCGUCUCAGGUCGGCCAGCUGGAGGCGCUACGAGACCUGAACAUCAGGAGGAACCACCUGGUUACACUUCCCCCAGAGCUGGCCGAGCUUCCUCUGGUGCGUUUGGACUUCUCGUGUAACAAAGUGACCUCCAUCCCCGUCUGUUACCGUCGCCUCACACAGCUGCAGACCAUCGUCCUCGACAACAACCCCCUGCAGACGCCCCCCGCACAGAUCUGCAUCAAGGGGAAAGUUCACAUAUUUAAAUAUCUGAACCUGGAGGCCAGUAAGACAACACCAGACCUGCCGGACUACGACCGACGACCUCUGACCUUCAGCUCCUGUGUGGACGAGCUGUAUCCCGGUCGUCCGUACGGAGCGUUGGAUUCUGGCUUCAACAGUGUCGACAGCGGAGACAAGAGAUGGUCGGGCAACGAGCCGACAGAGGAGCUGUCAGAGCUGCCGCUGAGAGUAGCCGAGAUCAGCAGAGAGCAGAGACACAGACGAGAGGACGGCCGAGGAGGAGCUGCGCUGGCCAACGGGACACAUGUGGAGUUGGAGCAGAUUGACUUCAUAGACAGCUGUGUGGGUGAGGAGGAGGAGGAGGAGGGGAGGAGUCGAGCAGCAGCAGCAGCGGCGGCGGCAGCAGCAGCAGCAGGAGGAGACGGCAGCAGCCUCAGCUCACAGUUCAUGGCUUAUAUCGAGAGACGCAUCACCAGAGAGGGUUCGCCUGUUAAAACCAACUCAUCCAGAACAGAAGACACGAGGAGACACAACAGGAGUGUGGUGGACGGAGUGACGGCGCCCUCUAGCUCCCACAGUCAGAGAGGGGGGGGGCUCAGCUCAGGGGGGGUGGAGAGGAUGAGAAGGGAGGCUCAGCUCGCUGCUCUGAGGUACGACGAGGAGAGACAGAAAACACGCUCCCUGCAAAGAGACUCUGUCAACAGCUACAGCAAGCAUAAAGCUCAGAGUCCAACAAAGACCAGUCCAGACAGUGAGAACGUUUACCCCUCCAGACGCUCCACCCACACAGACGACUCCGCACUCUUCAUGGGAGAGGACCGGGCCGCUUUGUCUCCUACAGCCAAUCAGUCGCCUUCGUACCCCAGCUCUGGGGGCGUGGCCUCCUGUCGGACCGCCAGCGUGAGGCCGGAGAGCUUCCUGUAUCGCCUCGGCCAGAAGGAGGAGAAGAGGAGAGGUGACGCUGCAGCUGCUCCUCAGAACCAAGAGGAGGCUCCUGCUGCUCCGCCUCUGGUUGGAGAAGACGCAGAGCUGGUGGAGCAGCUCAGAAAGAACAUCGAGGCUCGCCUGAAGGUGUCGUUGCCUAGCGACCUGGGAGCAGCGCUGACAGACGGCGUGGUGCUGUGUCACCUGGCCAAUCACGUGCGACCACGAUCCGUCCCCAGCAUCCACGUCCCCUCCCCCGCAGUGCCUAAACUCACCAUGGCCAAAUGUCGACGAAACGUGGAGAACUUCCUGGAGGCGUGUCGCAGGAUCGGCGUCCCACAGAGUCAGUUGUGUCUUCCUCUGCACAUCCUGGAGGAGCGAGGGCUCCCUCAGGUGGCCGGGACCGUCGCCGCCCUGCUCGACCUGGCCCCGCCCCGUCACCCGGCAACCAGCAGCACCACGACGACGUCAUCGACCACAGCCGGACCCUCCGUCGCCAUGUAGACAACGCUAACGCCGCCGCCGCACACACUCAGUCUGUCUCCUGUUGUAGGAUCUGGACCUGAUGGAGACCUGAACGCAGCGAGGAUCCGAACAAACACACUGACACACGAGUAACACUAACACGAUCACAUGACAUCAGAGCGUCACGUGACCCCGCCUCUUAUGAUUGGACGAGACGGAUUUGUGUUUAACGAGUCCGAGAAAAUAAUUAAAUAUUAAAAAUUAAAACGACAGGUGAGAAAAAAGAGAUCAGCUGAUGAUUCAGUUUGUUUGUUUUUGGAUUUUCGUUUUUACGAAUUAAACCCAAAUUUAUCGUACAAGUUUCACACUCACGAACUUUAUCUGACGUUAAUUUUAUACGUAUUUAUUUAUGAAUCUACGAAACAAUCUGAAGCCAAAUGAAAUCAUGUUCAAGUUAAAAAUCUAAAAAACAAGAAAUUAGAAUUCGUACAAAUACGAAAAAACUAUUUAUUAUUUCUCUUCAUCCACACUGAACUGUAACGGAGCUCGAUGCUAACAGCUAAUGAUAGCUAACGUAGACGUACAGUUAUUAAUGACACUAAUCUGGCUCGCUGCUAACGAUACAGUUGGACUGGAAAUGACGCUAACGUAAAGAAAGUUACUGCUAACGUAAAACUGAAGUUUUCGUGGUUCAGAGUCCUACGCUAACAUACGCUAACAUUAUAAACCUAGUCGGUGUGGAGUUUAAGCUAACACGGCUAACUGUGGUUAACAUUAGUAACUCUGUUUGGAGUUGAUAACGCUAACAAUGCUAAACGCUAAUGAUGGCAAACAUAAACAACAUGAAACUUGAAACAGUUAGCUUCAAAUACUAGCUAACAUUAAUGUACUGACUGCUGAUGCUAACUGCUAGAUAACAUAAAUAUACAGGAGCGGGUUUGAAAAUGCUAACUUGUAGCAUUAGCUAACGUUACGAACGGAAUAUUUUUAAGUUGAGUAAAAAUCUUAAAAGUAAACAAAUAAUCUGAUUUGAGGUUAAAGAUUAGCUAACGUUAGCUGGGUUAGGGUUAGCAUAGACUUCAGCUAAUGGAUGUUUCUGAGCUUACGUUGAUAUGCUGUGUUUUGUGUUUAAGCUAACGUUGCUUCAUGCUAAUGUCAGUAAAGGUGGUUUACAGUUUACACCAAUAAUGCUAACAGCUAACGAUAGCAAACAUGGAUGUACAGUAAUUGUUUUAAACAUGCUAACAAUGCUAGCUGUAAAGUUGUAGCUAACGUAGCUUCAUGCUAACGUGGCUUCAUACUAACGUAGCUUCAUGCUAACGUAGCUGUAAUCAGUCGGAGCUUCAGUCGGUGUUUCGUGUCUCAACCAAAUACAAGAUAUUUAAAGUCAGUUUUGUUCUUUAUUGAGUUCCGAUCUUGGACCUGCGUGAUCACGUUUCAGUCGUUCUUCAUCAGAGCAGCAGUGAUGAUGAUGAAGAGGAGUCAGACUGAAGCAGAUGUUACAGUGACUGAAGGUCCUGAUUGGCCGAGGAGGAUCAGGUGUCCCGUCAGCGUGUCGUCGUGGAAACGGACAGCCGGCUGUUUUUUUAAUCUUUUAUUAAAUGUUUGUGUACAAAUAUAUUCUGUAAAUAUAAACAUAUAUAUAUAAAUAUAUAUAUGAGGCUGGAACGUGUUACCAUGACAACGCGGAGCAUCAUGGACGCUCAAAGUCCCGAAUCAAAGGUCAAAGAAACUUUAAUAUGUUUAAGAAACUGACAGAAAUCCAAAUUAACCUCAUUAAUCACCUGCUCACACCUGCUCACACCUGUUCACACCUAUUCACUUCUGCUUACACCUGUUCACACCUGUUCACACCUAUUCACAUCUGCUUACACCUGUUCACACCUAUUCUCAUCUGCUCACACCUGUUCUCAUCUGCUCACACCUAUUCACACCUGUUCACACCUGUUCACACCUAUUCUCACCUGCUCACACGUUCACACCUGCUUACACAUUUUCUCACCUGUUCACACCUGCUCACAUCUGUUCGACUCAUAUUUUGGAUCAUGAGACAGAUGAGCCGACGUCUUCCUUCGGAGCUGAAACAGCCAAUCAGAAAGGAGCUCACCUGCAGCUCGUUAACUCCUCGGAGCCGCUGAAACGAACUCCAAUGUUUUUUAUUUAAUUUCUGUUGUUUUUUUUAAAUAAGAGCUCGUGCUGCGUUCAGGUGCUGUGGGACAUACUGAUGGUGAUGGACUCAACUGGAGCUGUAACGAUAAUGAUUCAAUAAAACUUUCGUAAUAUUUUCGUAAACUCAAGGUGAAAAAAAAUAAUCUCGUGUGACGGUAAAAUGUUCAUAUCUCGGGUUUCCGGACUCCCUUCAGACGUCGCUGGAGCUGUCGGAAACACUAACGAACAUUUUUAACAAUAAAUUAAAAGAUACGAUGAGUUUCAGUUUGAUUCACGAGAUCACUAAAAAACUCCAUCGUCAGGUUUGAACCAAUCAGCUUCCAGUGAGGAGUCUCAAAGCUUUCCAAACCGUUUCCAUGGAGACGCCUCAGAUGGCAACGAAGCUUCAGGGUCAGUCAGAUCUCAGUUUGUUCCCGUUGUACCUGAACGCAGCACGAUGCCUUCAAGUUCCUCCCUGAUUUUUGACUCUCAGGCUGAGCUACGACCUGCUUUCAUGGUUUUGUACAGAUGUUUUUUUUUUCUUCUUCAUGUGUUUUUCUCCUGCGGCGGUGGGGAGGGGGGGGGGGUCAUGUGACGACGGCGCGGUUUUAAAGGACAUUCCACUGUUUUUACGCGGAGGACAAACAAGACUUUCUCACAGUUUUAAACUUUUUUUCACUUUAAUUUUUUUGCUGAGAAACUGUAUAAAAGAUUUGAACACAGCUGUAUGAAGAGUUGAGUUAAGUUUAAGUGCAUUAAAUAAAUAUUUUAAUUUGA
This is a messenger RNA of Scomber scombrus (Atlantic mackerel), 5118 nucleotides long. It is a transcript of the gene lrch3, whose product is annotated as leucine-rich repeats and calponin homology (CH) domain containing 3. The record is from RefSeq and is a predicted model, not a curated record. NCBI's taxonomy places the organism in Eukaryota, Metazoa, Chordata, Actinopteri, Scombriformes, Scombridae. Gene Ontology annotation, molecular function: protein binding. The transcript has 20 exons. The coding region runs from base 31 to 2232 and encodes 733 amino acids.